Molecule: messenger RNA, 1972 nt
Organism: Solanum pennellii
Lineage: Eukaryota; Viridiplantae; Streptophyta; Magnoliopsida; Solanales; Solanaceae
Product: probable polygalacturonase
Exons: 6
Coding region: 99-1541 (480 amino acids)
Biological process (GO): carbohydrate metabolic process
Molecular function (GO): polygalacturonase activity
Source: RefSeq, a predicted model, not a curated record
UAAUUGCCACUCUCUCAUCUAUCAUACAAAUUACACACACCCUCUUCUCUUCUCUUCUCUACCUUCCCUUCUUCAUCCUCCCUCUUCUCAUUUUGGUUAUGAAAGUGUUAAGCUUUUUUGGAGAAGAGGGGGUGAGUGGUUCAAGAUUUGUGAAUGUCACUAUGUCAGAGAAGAACACAAUCAUGAAGAGGCUAGCAGUGCUACUUUUGCUGUUGGUGUUCAGUCACUGUAUAGUACAGAGUGAAACUGAAUUUGAAGGAGAAUGCAAGUUCAAUAAGCAUUUGAAACCUAGACCUCACAGUGUGUCAGUAUUGGACUUUGGGGCUGUGGGUGAUGGAAAAACUAUUAAUACUGUCGCGUUUCAGAAUGCUAUUUUUUAUCUCAAGUCCUUUGCUGACAAGGGUGGAGCGCAGCUCUAUGUUCCUGCUGGAAAGUGGCUGACUAGAAGCAUCAAUCUUACUAGCCACCUUACACUGUUCCUGGAAAAAGAUGCUGUUAUUCUAGCAUCCGAGGAUUUCGAUCAUUGGGAUGUAGUUGAAGCUUUACCAUCUUAUGGCCGAUCUAUUGAAGCACAGUAUGGAAGAUACCGCAGCUUGAUCUCUGGAAAUAAUUUAACUGAUGUUGUAAUAACAGGUAACAAUGGUACUAUCGAUGGCCAGGGCUCUAUUUGGUGGGAGAAGUUCAAUUCCCAUUCCUUAAAUUAUACUCGACCUCACCUAGUAGAGUUUGUUAGCUCCAGCAAUGUUGUUAUUUCAAACUUGACCUUAUUAAAUGCUCCUGGUUGGAACAUCCGUCCAGCAUAUUGCAGUAAUGUGGUCAUUCAGAACUUAACGGUUUAUACUCCACAAGACUCCCCAUUCACCAAUGGGAUUGUCCCAGAUUCUUCUGAGCAUGUCUGCAUUGAAAACAGCAACAUUAGCAUGGGUUACGAUGCUAUCGUUCUUAAAAGUGGUUGGGAUGAGUAUGGGAUUUCCUACGGGAAACCUACCUCAAAUGUCCACAUUAGACGAGUGAGGUUACAGUCCGCUGCAGGUGCUGGUGUGGCUUUUGGUAGCGAGAUGUCUGGUGGUAUCUCCGAUGUGCUAGUAGAGCUUAGUUCGCUGCAUGACUCCCUUUCCGGGAUUGAGCUGAAGACAGCAAGAGGAAGAGGCGGUUACAUCAAAGAUAUUCUCAUUUCAAAUGUUGUUAUGGAUAACUUGCAAGUCGGAAUCAAGGCCACUGGUUACUCUGAUACGCAUCCAGAUGAGAAAUAUGAUCCUUCUUCGUUACCUACAGUUAGUGGAAUCACCUUUGAGGACAUUGUUGGCACAAAUAUCUCUAUAGCAGGGAAUUUCACCGGGCUAUCAGAAUCUCCCUUCACUUCUAUAUGUCUAUCAAAUAUCUCUAUCUCCAUUUCAUCCGACCCUUCUACACCAUGGCUAUGCUCUAAUAUAUCAGGCUCUUCUAAAAAUGUAUCUCCUGAACCAUGUCCCGAGCUUCAAGGAUCAUUUUCCAGUUGCUUUGCUCUUCCAAACCCAUACACUGAAGUUGCAGUUUUAUAAUCCUACCCCGAUUGGUACUACUAUUCAUUCAUUGAACCUGAACAACGAGGCACAUAUCUUGUUCUGGUUCUGUGUACAAUCCUCCAAUAAGAUGCAAGUCAGAAUAUUCAGUCUCAUGGUUUACCAAGUCAACGUCAAAAAACUCUGGUGAGCAUUCUCUUCAACGCAGCAGCAGAUCGUUUCUGUGUACAGCAUCAGUUUCUUUUAUUCAUGUGUAAGAAAAGUUUUGGUAGUUCAGUAAAUUCAGAUACAUUGUUCCUUGUCGUGUCAUUCUUCAUUUGAUUUUUUCUUUUUUCUUUACGAAAUUGUCUUACAUUUGUAAAUUGGGUUUUAUGGAGACUGCAGUAAGAUUGGUUAAUGCUUAUAUGGUUGAAGGGGUGUUAUUGUUGAUUGUCAUUGUUGCAAUAAAAGUUCUAGCCAUUUCAUUUAAA